CCCAUGGCUUGAAACCCGGUUACAUACAGCAUACAGCCGCAUAAUGCGUUGGAAGAGUAGGAUAUGAAACAAAUAUUCUAGUCAUCAUGUCCUACUAUGACUUAGAUGCCAUUCUUACAGAUGCUCAGAAAUUACCAUGUACAUUCGAACUCGAAGUUCCAGGGCUGGGUUAUCUGGAUGGUAAUGUUGGGGAGGAUAUAAAACCAGGUACCCGAAUCGACCUCCCCCUCUGGCUCGGCGAGAUGCUUGCUGUCGGAGCCCGCACCAACUCCUCCCCCCUGGUCAACCUCGAGCUGCCCAACGCCCUCUCAGAAAAGGUCCUCAACGCGCUAAAAGCCGACCCGCGCACCGUCGACCUGCGCUCCCUCGCGCCGCACUUCUAUAGACUUGGCGUGCGCAUGCUGGAGCUUGUUGAGGCGGAGGAGAUGGUUGAUGUUCUUAUGGAGACAUUCAAGAAACGCGCGAUGGAGAUCGCAGACCACGCGCAUAACUCGCGCGGCGCACUGAGUGAUGGGGUGGAGUUUCUGCGUGGGUUGGAUGAGACAGAGAGGCAGUUAUUCCGAGCAGCUCAUGGGAGUGCGAAAGAGAUGCGUGUCUGGUCAGGGGAGACGAGGAAGAAAUAGACGGGGGGAAGAUAUGGAUAGUUUUAACCAUUAUAGAACCGUGAGUGGAAACACUAAUAAAAUGAACAAAGAUUGCCGAAAGGGGGGGCGUUUGUAUGAAGUUUUCAGUACUCCGUAUAGACACCUGAUAAAAUUCCCUGGGCCACUCAGUCGGGAGUGCUGGUGAUGAUCAUGAUUUGUCCUUCUUGUUGAGAUGAAGUCCACUGCCAAUACUGAUAGAAAUUUCUGAAUGGGGAUAAUGCAAUUGAGGUCACAGAGCAGAGAGCACUCCGUAGACUUGACGAACGAGGCCUGGUGUUUUAUCGAUGAAUAAUCUGAAACUAGGUGUAAUGCAUGUGCUCUUUGGGGGGUGCAACAGAACACAGCGUUUUGCGUCCCUCUUUUCCCCUGAAAGUCCCUGACUUUGGGGCAAGAAAUGGCUAGCUUUGCCCUUCCUUAGUUCCGUGACUACUGCGGGGGAGCGAGGGUCGAAACCCUCCAACUGGGAAGCUUGGGAUCCCGUCAAGGAUGAUGGCCCAGGUCCAGUCCAGGCGCACUGAGGUUGAGACUGACACUCGUAGCCCCAUCCCCAUCUUAUUCAAACCGGGUGGUUGGGCGCAGGCUGAGGAUGGUUUCCUGGUUAAGAACACCAAUAAAAUAAGUAAAUAACUACUCCAUACAGAGUAGUAACUGAGUAGGAUCCUGCUUCAGGACAUGAUAACUUAGUUCUUCCUCACUUGCAUAUAAUUGUUAUGAUUGCUUGCCAUUCCACAGCCGCGCAGUCAGGGGGUUUGACUCCACUUGUUCUGGGCGGGUUGUGAUGGGGUGAAGCUAGUCUGAUCGGCUGCAG
Molecule: messenger RNA, 1452 nt
Organism: Blastomyces gilchristii SLH14081
Lineage: Eukaryota; Fungi; Ascomycota; Eurotiomycetes; Onygenales; Ajellomycetaceae
Product: DNA replication complex GINS protein psf3
Exons: 6
Coding region: 87-623 (178 amino acids)
Biological process (GO): mitotic DNA replication initiation
Cellular component (GO): GINS complex
Source: RefSeq, a predicted model, not a curated record